AUGUCACCGUCUAAGAUUCCACUGUUCAAAAUGAAGGACCUGAUGCUGCUCCUGUCUCUCCUGAAGAUGAGUUUUGCAGUGCCGGCAUUUCCUCAGCAACCGGGAGCACCAAACAUGGCACCACCUGGCAUGGCUAGUUUGAGUCUGGAGACAAUGAGACAGUUGGGAAGUUUGCAAGGAUUAAACGCACUUUCUCAGUAUUCUAGGCUUGGCUUGGGAAAAUCACUUAAUUCUUUGUGGCUGCAAGGUCUCCUUCCACCACCGUCGUCUUUCCCAUGGCUGAGACCCAGAGAACAUGAAACCCAACAGUACGAGUACUCUGUGCCGGUGCACCCCCCACCUCUCCCAUCUCAGCCACCCCAGCAGCCUCCACAACCAGGACUGAAGCCUUUCCAGCAGCCCACUGCUACCCCUGCUGUCCAAGACGCACCCCCGAAGGGAGGGCCUCAGCCUCCGAUGCACCCCAGACAGCUGCCCUUGAAGGACGGAGAACUGCCAGAGGCUCAGCAGCAAGUGGCCCCAACAGACAUGCCACUAAACCCUGAGCUCCCAGUACUGGACUUUGCAGAUCCACAAAUUUCAUCAGUGUUCCAAAUAGCCCGUUUCGUACCACGGGUGCUAGUGCCACAAAAUAAACCACCUACACUUUAUCCUGGAAUGCUUUACAUGUCCUAUGGAACAAAUCAACUGAGUGCCCCUGCAGCAAGACUUGGCUUCAUGAGUUCAGAAGAAAUGCCCGGAGGAAGAGCCAGCCCCGUGACCUACGGAGCCCUGCUGCCAGGAUUUGCAGGCGUGAGGCACACCGUCAGGAGGAUGCCCCAAGAUCCAACCAUGGCUGGAGACUUCACUCUGGAAUUCGACUCCCCAGCUGCAACCAAAGGCCCCGAGAAGGGAGAAGGAGGGACACAAGGCUCCCCGCUGCACGAGACCAAGGCAGAGGAUGCCGAAAAUGCAGCUCUUCUUUCACAGAUAGCACCCGGCGCCCGCACAGGGCUGCUUGGCUUCCCUAAUGACAAUGUCCCCAGCAUGGCAAGGGGCCCCUCAGGGCAGAGGAAGAGACCCCUUGAGGUCACCCCGGUAACUGCUGAUCCUCUGAUGACCCCCGAAUUAGCUGAGAUUUAUGAGACCUAUGGUGCUGAUGUCACCACACCCCUGGGAGAAGCUACCAUGGAAACCACAAUGACCCCAGACACUCCACAAACACUGGUGCCAGGAAACAAAGCCCGCCACCCCCAGAUGAUGCAUGAUCCGUGGCGUUUCCAAGAGCCCUGA
Messenger RNA from Chinchilla lanigera (long-tailed chinchilla), 1272 nucleotides. It is a transcript of the gene Ambn, whose product is annotated as ameloblastin (enamel matrix protein). Gene Ontology annotation, molecular function: structural constituent of tooth enamel. The record is from RefSeq and is a predicted model, not a curated record. The transcript has 11 exons. Bases 1 to 1272 code for a protein of 423 amino acids. NCBI's taxonomy places the organism in Eukaryota, Metazoa, Chordata, Mammalia, Rodentia, Chinchillidae. Gene Ontology annotation, biological process: odontogenesis of dentin-containing tooth.